Molecule: messenger RNA, 1416 nt
Organism: Drosophila novamexicana
Lineage: Eukaryota; Metazoa; Arthropoda; Insecta; Diptera; Drosophilidae
Product: zinc carboxypeptidase
Exons: 2
Coding region: 28-1368 (446 amino acids)
Biological process (GO): proteolysis
Molecular function (GO): zinc ion binding; metallocarboxypeptidase activity
Source: RefSeq, a predicted model, not a curated record
AAUCAAUUAUGCCCUCAAAGAGUGAACAUGUUAUCUCUCUCAUCUGUUCUGCUCCUGGUCGUUCUCAGCCCUAGUGCUCGGGCUGCGAGCCACUGCACCAAGGCUGAUCAAUGUGUAUUAGGCGUCGAAUCUCAGGCCGCAGCUGCUCCUUCCGCCAAGGCACGCUACGAUCAUACGCGCAUAUAUAAUGUGGAGCUGGCCACAGUCACUCAAGUCGAGCUUUUCCAGGCGUUGGAGGAGGCUAGCGAUUCGUGCAGCUUUAUGGGGCACGCGCGAGUGCCUGGCCAGAAGCUAACUAUUAUGGUGACCGCUCCAAAAGUGGCCGACUUUGAUGAUCUUCUGCAUAGCUACAACGUGAGCCAUCGCAUAUUGAACUACAACUUUCAGGAGCUAAUAGACGCCAACUACCUUGAUGUAGCAGCAGAGAGCACGCCUGCGGAUCAGUUCGAUUGGAAGCGUUACUUUCAGCUGGACAACAUCUAUGACUGGCUAGAGAAGUUGGCACGUGAGCAACCUGAAGUAGUAAAGGUGCUGGACAUGGGUCUGAGCACUCAAGGUCUGCCCAUCAAGGGAGUAAAGAUUGCCUUUGGUGGCGAGAAUCUGACAAGUGUAUUCAUAGAGAGUGGAAUACAUGCACGCGAGUGGAUUGCACCUGCUACAGCCACCUAUUUUAUUGAUCAGCUGCUACACUCCAAUGACACCUUAGUGCAGGCCAUGGCUCGCUCUCAUAACUGGCUGAUCUUUCCGACGGUUAAUCCGGAUGGGUAUCACUAUAGCUUCACUGGGGAUCGGAUGUGGCGUAAGAACCGCCAGCUUUUUGGUAUAUGUCGCGGCGUCGAUCUGAAUCGCAAUUUUCCAUUGAGCUGGAACACAACGGGUGCCAGUGGCAAUCCCUGUAAAUAUGAUUACUCUGGCCCAGCUGCUGCCAGCGAGCUGGAAACUCAACGCAUUAUACAGUUUUUGGAAGGGCAUGUCGAACCGGAACGCAUUCGCACCUAUCUAUCUCUACACAGCUACUCGCAGCUCAUUAUGUUCCCAUAUGGUCACACGGCAGAGCGUGUGGAAAAUUAUGCAGACCUCAAGGCGAUCGGCCAAUUGGCAGCGGCGCGCAUAAAGGCACUCACUGGACGUGUUUAUAAGAGUGGCAGCAUACAUGAGACCAUCUACCCUUCAAGCGGUGGCUCAAAGGAUUGGGCUCAUAGUCACCUGAAGGUGCCGAUUACCUUUACUUUUGAGCUGCGCGGUCCAUCAGAUAGUGAUGACAUGUUCAUCUUGCCGGCCAAAGAGAUUGAGCCAACAGCUCGUGAGGCAUUCGCUGCGGUGCAAAGCAUUGUGGAGGAGGCGCGAAAUCGUGGGUAUUACCAGUAAAUGAGACAAAGCUCUUUUAUUAAUUUUGAUAAAUAAAGACAUGAUACA